Molecule: messenger RNA, 2517 nt
Organism: Odobenus rosmarus divergens (Pacific walrus)
Lineage: Eukaryota; Metazoa; Chordata; Mammalia; Carnivora; Odobenidae
Gene: TCAF2
Product: family with sequence similarity 115, member C
Exons: 6
Coding region: 1-2517 (838 amino acids)
Biological process (GO): negative regulation of anion channel activity
Source: RefSeq, a predicted model, not a curated record
AUGGUGACAACUCCUGCCCGUGCUUUCGAGGCCCUCAUGCAUGGAGUGACCAGCUGGAAUGUCCCCAAAGACCCCAUCCCAUGUGAACUGCUUCUUACUGGAGAGGCCUCCUUCCCAGUGAUGGUGAAUGACAAGGGCCAGGUCCUCAUUGCUGCCUCCUCCUAUGGUCAAGGCCGCCUGGUGGUGGUGUCCCAUGAGGGCUACCUGCUGGAUGCUGGCUUGGCUCCAUUUCUUCGUAAUGCAGUGGAUUGGCUCUGUCCCUCACCUGGGGCUCCCACUGGAGUGCACCCAUCCCUGACAUCACUAGUAAGUAUCCUGCAGGGCUGUGGGGUUCAGGCACAAGUUCAGCCAGAAGUGGGGGCCCCUGUGGGGGUUUACUGCAUCGAUGCCUACAAUGAUAUGAUGACUGCAGAGCUGAUCCAGUUUGUGAAAUGUGGAGGCGGCUUGCUCAUCGGGGGCCAAGCCUGGCAUUGGGUCAGUCAGCAUGGUCCUGACAACGUGCUGUCCAGGUUCCCUGGGAACCAGGUGACAAGUGUGGCCGGAGUGUACUUCACUGACAUCUAUGGGGACACAGGCCGGUUCAAGGUCUCUAAGAAGAUACCCAAGAUCCCACUCCACGUCAGGUGUGGGGCGGAUCUGAGGCAGGAUCAGCAGCAGCUCCUGGAAGGGAUCUCAGAGCUGGACAUCAAGACGGGAGGAGUCCCCUCGCAGCUGCUGGUGCACGGGGCCCUCGCCUUCCCUCUGGGGUUGGAUGCCUCGCUCGGCUGCUUCCUGGCAGCUGCCCGCUAUGGCCGGGGCCGGGUGGUCCUGGCUGCCCAUGAGGCCAUCCUCUGUGCUCCCAAGCUGGGGCCCUUUUUGCUCAAUGCUGUGCGCUGGCUGGCCAGAGGCCAGACGGGCAAAUUGGGGGUGAACACACAUCUAAAAAACCUGUGUGCCCUCCUGUCAGAGCAUGGCCUGGAGUGCAGUCUGCAGCCCCAUCUGACGCAUGACUUGCGUGUCUACUGCUGUGUGGCUUACAGUGACCAGGAGGCUAAGCAGCUGCAGGAGUUUGUGGCUGAGGGUGGGGGCUUGCUGAUCGGGGGCCAGGCCUGGUGGUGGGCCUCCCAGAACCCAGGCCGCUCUGCUUUGGCUGGUUUCCCCGGUAACGUUAUCCUCAACUGCUUAGGCCUCAGCAUCCUAGCUCAGACCCUUGAUGCAGGCUGUUUCCCUGUCCCUACCCCCGAGAUGCGGAGCUACCACUUCCGCAAGGCGCUGUCCGAUUUCCAGGCUGCAUUGAGCCAUGGGGCUGGGAACUUGGAAAAGCGCUGGCUGGCAAAGCUGGGAGCAGAUGGCGCAGCCUUCCUACAGAUCCCUGCAGAGGGGGUCCCUGCUUACAUAUCCUUGCACCGACUCCUGAGGAAGACGCUGCGUCUGUCAGGCCUCCCAGCUGUGAGCCGGGAGCACCCUGUGGCUGGUGACUCCUUUGAGGCUGCAGUGCUCUGCCUGGCCACGGAGCUGGCACACUCUGGGACCGACUGCUCCCAGCUGGUACAGGAGCUUGGAACCUGGACCUGCAGCUCAGGACACCCCAUCACUGUGGAGAUCGAUGGGAGCAACCCAGGCCACUGUGAUGCCUGGGUGAGCACCGGGCUCUACCUCCCAGGUGAACAGAGUGCAGAAGUCUCACUGUCUGAAGCCGCAGCCUCUGCCGGCCUGAAGGUACAGAUUGGCUGCCACACUGAUAACUUGUCCAAGGCCAGCAAGCUGUCUCGAGCCCCUGUGGUGACUCAUCAGUGCUGUAUGGACAGGACCAUACGAUCCAUCUCCUGCCUCUGGGGUGGCCUUCUCUAUGUCAUCGUGCCAAAGGGCAGCAAACUGGGCCCCAUAUCUGUCACCAUCAAGAGGGCUGUGCCUGCCCCAUACUACAAGCUGGGUAAGACAUCUCUGGAGGACUGGAAGAACUGUAUCCAGGAGAGCACAGCUCCCUGGGGAGAGCUGGCAACAGACAAUAUCAUCUUGACGGUGCCGACUGCAAACCUGCAAGCCCUGGAGGACCCCGAGCCGGCGCUCCGCCUCUGGGAUGAGAUGAUGCACGCGAUAGCCCGGCUAGCAGCCCGGCCUUUCCCUUUCUGCUGUCCCGAGAGGAUUGUUGCUGAUGUGCAGAUCUCAGCUGGCUGGAUGCACUCAGGAUACCCCAUCAUGUGCCACCUGGAGUCGGUGCAAGAGCUCAUCAAUGAGGCAGGCAUGAGGAGCACGGGUCUGUGGGGACCCAUCCAUGAGCUGGGUCACAACCAGCAGCGACAAGAGUGGGAGUUCCCACCACACACCACUGAGGCUACCUGCAACCUCUGGUCUGUCUAUGUGCAUGAAACGGUCCUGGGCAUCCCCAGGGCUAGGGCCCACCCUGCUCUGAGCCCUCCAGAACGAAAGAAGAGAAUCAAAACGCACCUGGAAAAAGGAGCCCCCCUGCAUGACUGGAAUGUGUGGACAGCUCUAGAAACAUAUCUACAGGUACGGAGCAGAAAGGCAGGGAGGUGA